AUGGGAAUGUUCUACGAUGACGGAGUCUCCUUUGUGGGAGUCCACGCACUGAGCCGUGAGCUGGCUUUUCUAAUCGGGGCUACCAGGGAUAACGGAAGCUACAAGGGAUGCGCAAUAAAGGACGGAUUUUUGACAGGCCCGCUUGACGACUCUACAAGCUUUCGCCUUUCUACGUGCGCUAAGGUAGCUGUUCGAAGGUUUUUUCUCAAUAACUCUAGGCAUAACUGCUGGAAUGAUACGCCAACACCGAUAAUGCACAAUAACUGGACACUCCCAAGCAAGUGCCUUGAAGACUCUCUACACGAAGGGCGAGUCGAUUUAUGCGCUGCUCGCCUAUUUUAUCUUCCCUUCAUUGUAUCAUGCAAGAAUUAUAGUUCUCACCGAAGGUCCCGAAAGUGUAGGGUGGACCCGUCUUGCUGCGACAAAGACACUCAUGAGUUAACUGAUUACGUAAAGGAACCUGACGGAAGAGCUUGUGGACACCUCAUGAGUAAAAAUAAGAUGUGUAUUCACGGAGAAUGCGUAAUGUUCUCCUAA
Ixodes scapularis (black-legged tick) is the source of this 537-nucleotide messenger RNA. RefSeq lists its product as uncharacterized. The record is from RefSeq and is a predicted model, not a curated record. The coding region runs from base 1 to 537 and encodes 178 amino acids. Lineage: Eukaryota; Metazoa; Arthropoda; Arachnida; Ixodida; Ixodidae. The transcript is spliced from 6 exons.